Messenger RNA from Camponotus floridanus (Florida carpenter ant), 2527 nucleotides. Its product is annotated as heat shock 70 kDa protein cognate 4. The transcript has 5 exons. The coding region runs from base 475 to 2406 and encodes 643 amino acids. Lineage: Eukaryota; Metazoa; Arthropoda; Insecta; Hymenoptera; Formicidae. Gene Ontology annotation, biological process: vesicle-mediated transport; cellular response to unfolded protein; protein refolding. Gene Ontology annotation, cellular component: nucleus; cytosol; cytoplasm. Gene Ontology annotation, molecular function: ATP binding; heat shock protein binding; ATP-dependent protein folding chaperone. The record is from RefSeq and is a predicted model, not a curated record.
GUUUGCUCUUAAAUUAGAAUCGUUCGUAAUAUUUUACGAGAAUCUUUAUAAAUAAUCGUUAUAUAAUAUUUCGGUCGAAUAUAUUCGAUUAAAUGAAACUUAUUGUCAACCCAUCUUCUCUCUUGCAAUUGGUACUUGAGGAAAAAUCCCGCUAAUGUACAUCGCGCGCCCUCCUUGUCUCUCAUACGUCCGCAACGCAUGCGCCAAUGGAAUCUUGAGGACUCGAAAAAUCGCGCCGCGAUUGGUCAUCCUCGGAAGCUUCUCGAAGCGGGCGAUUCGGUAUAUUAAAAGCGCGGCGGAAGCCCGCGUCAUCAGUUUCCAUAACGAGCGCGACGAGUGCAGGUGUACUCUCGAGUUCACAUUUGAGUGCCGACUAUAACGGAUUAAAUCUACGUGAUAGAAAAGCGUGGUGAUUAUUCGACAAGUAUCUGAUUACGUUGAGACAUCAGUUUCUCGUAAGAGAGGAGGAUAACAAUGUCGAAAGCACCGGCAGUUGGAAUUGACUUGGGCACCACGUAUUCCUGCGUGGGCGUCUUUCAACACGGAAAAGUCGAAAUCAUCGCCAAUGAUCAGGGUAACCGAACUACACCGAGCUACGUAGCCUUCACCGACACCGAGAGAUUGAUCGGCGAUGCAGCAAAAAACCAGGUUGCCAUGAACCCCAGCAACACCAUUUUUGACGCAAAGCGUUUGAUCGGUCGCCGAUUCGAUGAUGUGACUGUACAAAGCGACAUGAAGCAUUGGCCGUUCACGGUAGUCAAUGAUGGAGGCAAACCAAAGAUCAAGGUGUCUUACAAAGGCGAGGAGAAGACCUUCUUCCCCGAGGAAGUGUCCUCCAUGGUUCUAACGAAGAUGAAGGAAACAGCGGAAGCGUAUUUGGGCAAGACCGUGACGAACGCCGUUAUUACUGUGCCAGCUUAUUUCAACGAUUCUCAAAGGCAGGCGACGAAAGAUGCUGGUGCUAUUGCUGGUCUAAAUGUUCUUAGGAUAAUAAAUGAACCGACUGCAGCUGCGAUAGCGUAUGGUCUCGAUAAGAAAGCCGCAGGCGAAAAGAACGUCCUGAUCUUUGACUUGGGCGGUGGUACCUUUGACGUGUCAAUUCUGACAAUCGAGGAUGGUAUCUUCGAGGUAAAAUCUACGGCUGGCGACACGCAUCUCGGUGGUGAGGACUUCGACAAUCGAAUGGUAAACCACUUCGUGCAAGAAUUCAAGAGAAAGUACAAGAAGGACUUGAGCUCUAACAAGAGAGCUGUGAGACGUCUAAGAACAGCCUGUGAAAGGGCGAAGAGGACAUUAAGUUCGUCGACGCAAGCAAGCAUUGAGAUUGACUCGUUGUUUGAAGGUAUCGAUUUCUACACAUCAAUCACCAGAGCCAGAUUCGAAGAACUCUGCGCCGAUCUGUUCAGAAGCACUCUUGAACCUGUCGAGAAAGCGCUUAGAGAUGCGAAGAUGGACAAGGCUCAAGUUCACAGCAUAGUUCUAGUCGGUGGCUCCACCAGGAUACCAAAGAUUCAGAAAUUACUUCAAGAUUUCUUCAACGGUAAAGAGCUGAAUAAAUCCAUUAAUCCGGAUGAAGCCGUUGCUUAUGGCGCAGCAGUUCAGGCGGCUAUUUUACAUGGUGACAAGUCUGAGGAAGUUCAAGAUCUACUUCUACUAGACGUGACUCCUUUGUCAUUGGGCAUUGAAACCGCUGGCGGUGUCAUGACAACUUUGAUCAAGAGGAAUACAACGAUACCAACGAAGCAAACCCAGACAUUUACUACAUAUUCCGAUAAUCAACCAGGAGUACUUGUCCAAGUCUACGAAGGGGAGAGAGCGAUGACCAAGGAUAACAAUAUUCUUGGUAAAUUCGAAUUAACUGGAAUACCACCGGCACCUAGAGGUGUACCACAAAUUGAAGUUACUUUUGAUAUCGAUGCGAAUGGCAUAUUGAAUGUCUCUGCGAUUGAGAAAUCUACAGGCAAAGAAAAUAAGAUCACGAUUACCAAUGACAAGGGACGUUUAUCGAAGGAAGAGAUAGAAAGAAUGGUAAAUGAAGCCGAGAAAUACCGGUCAGAAGAUGAACUGCAACGAGAAAGAAUUACUGCUAAAAACGCUCUCGAGUCAUAUUGCUUUAACAUGAAGACCACGAUGGAAGAUGAGAAGAUUAAAGAUAAGAUCGAUGCGUCUGAUAAGGAGAAAAUUAUCUCUAAAUGCAACGAAAUUAUCUCGUGGUUGGACGCCAAUCAAUUAGCGGAGAAGGAAGAGUUUACUGACAAGCAGAAAGAACUGGAGUCUAUUUGCAAUCCUAUCGUAACGAAACUUUAUCAAAGCGGUGGAGCACCCGGUGGUUUUCCUGGUGCUGGAGGAGCAGGACCCAACCCAGGCGCUGGUGGUGCUGGUCCAACUAUUGAAGAAGUCGAUUAAAUUGAUCGUCAUUUUAUUUUUUCUUCUCAUACAGCUUAGAUAACAUUACAUUUCAUCUCACUUUACAAUGCGUAUUAUUAUUUAUAAUAGAGUAUUUUAAUUCUACAUUCUACGUCUUGAA